GGAUCGGAUUGGGCGCAGUAAUUUGGGACGGUAGCACUUUCGGCUAAUCAAGGGGUGUCUUUGAUUUAUUGGGUUAAUUGUGCCAGAAGUCCUGCAAAAAAGACUCGAGGAAUACUACGCAAAGAGCAUAAUGUUAUGAAAAUGGAUGAAGCUACAACGUCCGAAGAACCUUCGUCGGCCCUACAGUCUCAUGAGAAUUUCUGGAUUUCGCAGACAGAUAACAUCAACAAUAUGAAAUAUAGUGAUUUUAAGACGCAGGAAUUGCCCCUUGCAAGAAUCAAGAAGAUUAUGAAACUUGACGAGGAGGUUAAGAUGAUAAGUGCCGAAGCCCCAGUUCUGUUUUCCAAGGCAGCUGAGAUGUUUAUUGCAGAGCUCUCCCUCAGAGCGUGGCUGCACACAGAAGACAACAAAAGACGAACAUUACAGAGGAACGAUAUUGCCAUGGCGAUCACCAAGUACGACCAGUUUGAUUUUCUCAUCGACAUUGUGCCAAGAGACGAGUUAAAAACAACCAAGAGAACGGAUGGUCAAGUCCAGCAAGCAGCCAUGAUGCCAGAGCAGGUCCAGUACUAUUUCCAGCUAGCUCAGAACCAAUCCACUCCGACGUCCACCGCAGGAGUCACCGCCAGCGCUGCUACAGUUAUACCCCAGAAUCUUGGCACGCUCAUUGCUACCACACAGCCUCAACAGUUGCAGACAGUGCAGGUGGCAGGCACUGACCCUCAGGUGUCUACAGCUCAGCUCCUCUCAGCGCAGGGGACGCCCAUACAACUACAGCAAACGGGACAGGCUGCUGGUAACAUCCAGCAUAUCAUUACCAACACGGGAGAGAUCCAACAGGUCCAGUUACCUGUUGGCCAACAAAUACAGUAUGUAAGGCAAGCACAGGGCCAGCAACAGCAGCAGGGUAUACAGCAGACGGGACAAGAAUUUGUCACCCAAAUCGCUAACUCUCAGCCGCCAAUCUACCAGAUCCAGACACAAUCAGGGACCCAGCAAGUGUUUCUACAACAGCCAACAACGACGACCACAGCCACUGCACAAUAAACUCAAAAAGUCCAAGUACCUUUGAGGAGUGACUCGUGAAUAAAUUCAUUCUCAGAGAAAUGUACAUGCAAACAAAUUGAAAUGAAAAUUAUUAGGUGAUAUUAGAAAAUAUAAGUUGAUGAAAUAACUUAUUUUAGUUUCACUGUCGGACAAAAUAGAGAAGCAUUAUUGAAAUAAAGGUUAUGCAUGUAUGUGCUUGCACAGAUCUCGGUUGCAUAUAAAAACAUUUUGUGGGUUUCCUUUAGAGAAAAAUGUGAAUUUCUUUUUUCGCCUAUUAGCAAACAGACGUUGAAUUUUCUCAAGAUGGACUGCUGACAUUUCUUUUGUUCUUUGAGCAGGAAAAACAAAGAAACUUAUACCUCAAGUUAAUGAAUGCAUCUGUAGAAAGAAAAUCUCAAAAAUAUCACACAUUAAAUUAUGCUUUGAUUGUUUUAAAAUGCAUUUGUAUAGUUGAUUUUGUACAUAUAACUUGUUUAGCUGUUCUGCAAUUUCUUUCUUUUUUUAAAUUCAACUAUUACUUGCAAAAUAAUGGAAUUAGGGCUAAAUUAUUUCAGUAAUAAUUCGAAUUAUAAAACAAAAAGCUCAUGUAGCCUUUGGAAAUUUUCUUUCUAGCUGAGGACUGCAUUUUAAACUUUUGUAAGAUUUUUCACUAUUUAAUGUACACAAGGCAGGAACGUUGACAAAAUAAUAAAAAGUCAGGAUAACGGA
Molecule: messenger RNA, 1755 nt
Organism: Patiria miniata (bat star)
Lineage: Eukaryota; Metazoa; Echinodermata; Asteroidea; Valvatida; Asterinidae
Gene: nfyc
Product: nuclear transcription factor Y subunit gamma-like
Exons: 9
Coding region: 136-1047 (303 amino acids)
Biological process (GO): regulation of DNA-templated transcription
Cellular component (GO): CCAAT-binding factor complex; nucleus
Molecular function (GO): DNA binding; protein heterodimerization activity; DNA-binding transcription activator activity, RNA polymerase II-specific
Source: RefSeq, a predicted model, not a curated record